AUGUCAAGAGAAAAGAUAUUAAAGUGUGCUUCUGGGACCCUAAAUAAUAUUGAAUUAGAAAUCUGUGCAGGCAGCGUUCUUGACUUAGAAGUGGAUACAAUCGCGAAUGCCGCAAAUGAGCGUCUGGAAAAUAAAGGAGGACUUGCUUAUCAAAUUGUCCACGAUGGAGGAAGAGAAAUACAGGAGGACUGCGAUAGGUAUAUAAAGACUUAUGGUGACCUACGCACAGGCUCUGUAGCAAUAACUAUAGCAGGGAAACUUAGAUACCAAAAAAUACUCCAUGUAGUAGGUCCUAGGCUAAAAGAUCACAAGCCAGUUAAAUUCGACCAUAAGGAUGAUCUAGUUAAAGCUGUAUUUAACUGUAUGGUAAAAGCUGAUGAGGAAGGCUUUUCAUCAAUAGGAAUUCCUGCGAUUUCUUGUGGAAUUUUUAGCUUCCCAAUCGAAGAAGCAUCCCUUUGCCAUAUUGAGGCUUUUAUUUGCUAUGCAGGAAUGUAUGUAAGAUCAAAUCCGAAUGCAUUUUUAAGAAAAGUUAUUUUCAGUCUUUUCAAUAAAAAUGAGCUGGAUUGGUUUUUGAAGGCUUUUAUGGAGAAAUGGCAGGGAUUUGAUUUUGUAAUGUAUCUGGGAAAUCGAGAUACGCAAAAUUUAGCAAAAAUUAGCUGAAUCUGUGAGCUAUGUGAUUGCAAUUUUGAAAAUAAUCUUGAUUUUUUGCGUUUUUCUGCGAAUCAUGAUCAUCUUUUUAAAAAAAAGACGUGCGAUUUUUGUAUAUUUCAGUAUCGGAUUACUAAUUGCAGCAUUUGUAAAUCUUCUUAUUUUGAUAAUACUUCUGCUGACAUUUUCAAUUGAAUUUUAUGCAGAGAAUGUAAAAAUUGGAAAGAAGAAAGAUCUUCUCGGUGUUGCAGACAAUUAUGCUAUGAAUGCUUGCUACAAAGGAAAGAAAAUGAAGUGAAAACUGAAGAUGAAAUCAAAUGCAUUUGUGGAGCUUUUGCAUUAAAGGAAUUUCAGAUGCAAAAUAAUCAGUAUUAUGCUUAUAAUUAA
Messenger RNA from Blepharisma stoltei, 1035 nucleotides. The record is from the annotation of a GenBank genome assembly. NCBI's taxonomy places the organism in Eukaryota, Ciliophora, Heterotrichea, Heterotrichida, Blepharismidae.